Molecule: messenger RNA, 2379 nt
Organism: Mesorhabditis belari
Lineage: Eukaryota; Metazoa; Nematoda; Chromadorea; Rhabditida; Rhabditidae
Source: the annotation of a GenBank genome assembly
AUGACGAUUUUACCGAAUCGAUCAUCGGAUGGCCGAAAGAAAGAUCUACGAGAUAUUCGAAAGAAUAAUAUUAUUAGGCAAAGACAGCGCGAGACAACAAGUGGAGGCGUUGGUUCGACCCGAUCGUGGAACAUUGAAAGGAUCCCAGCUGAACCCAUUGGCUCUGUUCAUCGGAAGAAAAUUACUCAAGAAAGAGAUCGGACUAGGACAAAUGCGGGAAAUGGUUCUUCACGUCGUUCACCCGUUCAUUACAAUAGCGAUGAUGAGAAAAGCUCAAAACGAUCUUUUCGAGUCAAUUCAGAGCUGGAACGAACUUUUGCCGAGACUCUUCAGCGAGAACGGGGAUUUCUGAUUCGAGAGAUUGUCGGCGAUGGGAAUUGUCUUUUCAGGGCUGUUGCUUAUCACGUCUAUGCGGAUGAAGAAAUGCAUGCAGAGGUGCGACGACUUUGUCUCAAUUAUAUGGAACAAAAUCGAGAUCACUUUUCUCAAUUUAUCACUGAAGAUUUUUCCGGAUACUUGGCAAGGAAACGAAAGCUGAAUAUUCAUGGGAAUCAUUUGGAGAUCCAGGCUUGCUCUGAGAUGUUUGCUCGGCCGGUUGAGAUCUAUGAAUACAGCAUUGACCCAUUGAAUGUCUUUCAUCCAAUUCGUGGCAGUCCGUCCUCCCAACAACACCCGCAAUCGCCAAUUCGAUUGAGCUAUCACGAUGGAUGCCAUUAUAAUGCCGUCUACGAUCCACAACGCUCAACUUUCGGUGUCGGUCUCGGUUUGCCCGGGCCGGAACCCGGCCAAGCCGAUCAGCAUUUAAUGCAAGAUGUUUUAAUGCGUUCCGAAACUGAUGCCCUUGAGAAAGUGAUGCUUGAGGAUAAACUUCGACUCACCGAUUGGCAAUUGACAGAGGAUGAAUUGACACAUCAAAUAGCUCAUUCUUCGUAUGUGGAGUCAUUGAAAACGAAACGGAAAAGCCCAACAGUGACGAGGAAGAAAAAUGGGGCUGUUGCGACGUUGGAUCGACCCCGACAGGGAAAUAUCUCUGGUUCACCGGGUCCUCAUUCUUCUUCAGCUAUGAGAAAUGAAAACGAUCUCCGACGAUCGGCAAGCCCGUCACCAGGUCCAAGUCGAAUGCCUCCAACGAAUAGUGGGCUGUAUGCGGAAUUGUUGGCUAUGGAAGCAAUGUCCGGUUUCGAGACAACAGAUCGAGCCGAGGACGAUCUAAAAAUGACGGUUUCCCCAAUUAAAAACGCUGACGAAAAAAAGAAGGAUCGCGAAAAGCACAGGAGUGCUCGCAUUCGACAAAGACAACGUGAAACAACGAAUGGAGGAGAGCGAAAGAAAAUGGUGGAUCGCGCUAGAACGAAUCCAGCAAGCGCUACCUCUCGUCUCUCUCCAGUCCACGACAACAGCGAUGAUGAGAAAAGUUUGAAAUCGCCACGCCCUAGAGUUGAUCCUGAGUUGGAAGCAGCUUUUGCCGAAGCUCUUCACCGAGAACGUGGCUUUUUGAUUCGAGAGAUCGCUGGAGAUGGAAAUUGCCUCUUCAGAGCUGUCGCUUAUCAGGUUUAUGCCGAUGAAGAAAUGCACACAGAGGAACAGAAUCGGGAUCACUUUUCCCAGUUCAUCACAGAGGAUUUUUCCGAAUAUUUGGCAAGGAAACGAGCAGAGAACGUUCAUGGGAAUCACUUGGAAAUUCAGGCAAUUUCCGAAAUGUAUGCUCGUCCUGUAGAAAUUUAUGAAUACAAUCAUGAACCGCUUAACGUCUUCCAUCCAGCAAUUAAUCCAUCGGAUGACAAUCAACAAGCUCCGCUCCGAUUGAGCUAUCAUGAUGGGUGUCAUUAUAAUGCUGUCGAAGAUCCUCGAUGUUCGACUUUUGGUGUUGGACUUGGUUUAGCAGGACCCAAACCCGGUCAAGCAGACAAACACUUAAUCCAAGAGAUUCUGAAGCGUUCUGAAAUGGAUGAUUUGGAGAGAAUGAUGCUUGAAGACAAAUUGCGAUACACUGACUUGCAACGCACCGAAACAGAGCUCAUGCAACAGAUUAUUCAUGCGUCAUAUCUCGACCACUUGAAAUCGGGAUGCAAAAGCCCUAGACCAGCCUCGGCCAUAAAGAGCCAUAAGACUCUCUCGCCAACUCGUCAAGGAUAUCAAAUGAAGUUGAAGGGUCAAAGUCCUGCUACUUCACGUCAGUCUUCGUUCAAGAAAGAGCGCGUGGAAACAAAUAAGGCAGGCAGCAAAGAAGUCGGAUUGUACGAAGAACUUCUGGCAUUAGAGGCAAUCACGGGGUUUGGAUCGGAAGUCGAGGAGGUCGAUGAUGACGUUUUGACUCAAGCGCUUCUACUUUCUCGCGAGGAUUUUCUCCGUAAACAGGACCGAGAUUCUGAUCCUUCA